AUGGAUUGGCCAAGGUUUUGGGGACAAUUCUCAGAGAACAUUGAUCAAUCCGCAAUUGCCCCGGUGACUAAGUUUUCUUAUCUUCGCGAGUUGUUAGAGCCUAAAGCACGACAAACAAUCGAAGCAUUGCCCUUCCACAGCGAAGGGUACAAUCGAGCGAUAAGCAUCCUGAAGGAUAAGUUUGGGAAAGAAUCCGAGAUAGUAAAGGGUUACACGCGCGAGAUACUUGGGUUGCCCACAAUACAAGCGGCCAAUCAGAAAAAGAUUCAUGAGUUUAGCGACAAAUUGUCGUACUGCGUUCAAGCUUUAGAGACAUUGGACAAGCUUGACGGGGUCAAUGGCGCCGUGCCAAUGACUCUUGAUAAACUGCCUAGCAUUCGUGGAGAUUUGGUGCGAACGGACCCUGAAUGGGAGAAAUGGACCUUCACCAAACUAGUUGAAGCGCUCAACCAGUGGUGUCGAAGAAAGCCAAUCGACAAACCAUCUGAACUAAACGACGACUCGUUUAGCAGCAAGAGAAGAGACAAGCUGUUUCAUGUCUCUCGUCAGAGAUUAAAUCCACGUAAUUGCGUUUAUUGCGAUAGCGGCGAACACAAAACAAACGAUUGCGCAAAAGUAACUCUGACGUCAGCCCGUAAACAGAUACUAGCCAAGAAACGAGGGUAAGGAUAAAACGCGGAUACGGACGGACGGACGGAUGGCGGACGGACGGACGGAUGGCGGACGGACGGACGGACGGACGGAUGGCGGACGGACGGACGGAUGGCGGACGGACGGACGGACGGACGGGGGGACAAGCGGAUGGACGGGGGGGAUCAAAUCCGCGUUUUUUAGGAAAUGUAAUUAAGACUAUUAUUAAUCGUAAUAAAUUGUCGAAAAAAUGAUAAAAUAUUAAAACGUGGAAAUGCGGGGUUUUUCGAACCUUUGUAACGCUGAAAAUUCUAAUUAAAUACGUUAGACAUCUGCUUAAACUCGGGUCCAAUUUCAUUUGCGCAAAUAUCGCGUAAUCGAGUGAGUAUUUGAACGCGAUAAAACAACUCGUACGAAGAAAUAUUAAUACAUAAGGUUUACUAACGUACUUGCCAAUGUCGUAUUUUAACAAAAGUCCAACUGUUUCGUCGGAUGUAAUCGAGGCGCAUUCUUUCUCAAUCUGAUUAAACUGUAAACAAUACUAAAGUUGAGAUAUUUCAAUACUCCGCGUUUUAUCCAAAAGGGUAUCCAAAAGGAUAAAACGCGGAUAUGGUUCAAAAAACGUUUUUCAGCCUUUUUUUAAGCCAUAUCCGCGUUUUAUCCAAAGAGGGCAUAUCGAUAUGUAUAAAGAAUAUUGAAUAUUGUCCUAGAAUUUGAACAAAUAAAAACCAAUAAUAUGUCUCUUCGCUUAAAUACUUACUGCGAGAUAAGAGUUCUAAAAUUACAAUUUAGUGUUAAUAAAGUUUUAAUUCAGUGUCAGUUAUCUGGUAUAGUACUCCAAUUUUAUGCCAACGUAUAUGUGCUGCUUUUCAAAGGCUUUGAUGUCAAUGCAGUUAUCGGUUUAAAUAUACCUAAAAUUCCCGUUAAGAUAUGACAAUUGCCGUACGGCCUACUUUUACGCGAACGCAAAUUACAACUGCAACUUUCAUGCUUAAUUUUCUCUGUUAUCUAGGCAUGUAGUAAUGUAAUUUUAUGCCAUUGCAAUGUGCUAUUUUUCAAGGGCUUUUCAGUGCAGUUAUCGGUUUAAAUAUACCUCAAAUUUCCGUUAAGAUAUGACAAUUGCCGUACGGCCUACUUUUACGCAAACGCAAAUUGACAACUGCAACUUUCAUGCUUAAUUUUCUCUGUUAUCUGGGCAUGUAGUAAUGUAAUUUUAUGCCAAUUUAAGAUGCUAUUUUUCAAGGGCUUUUCAAUGCAGUUAUCGAUUUAAAUAUACCUAAAAUUCUCGUUAAGAUAUGACAAUUGCCGUAUGGGCUACUUUUACGCAAACGCAAAUUGCAACUGCGAGAUAAGAGUUCUAAAAUUACAAUUUUGCAAUAAUCAUGGCAUGAGGCGGAAAUACGAUUCUCUUUAAAUUACCGAACAACUGUCUUUACAACAAAGUUGCCCGAGAACGAUAGAACAUUCGUUGUCAAGAAGCUGGUAGACUCCAGCCAUGACUGAGGGGAGACCGAAUCGUUAGUCAAAGAAGCGAAGCUUCUUUCAAAACUACAUCAUGUGAACGUAGUUCAAUUCAAGGGAAUUUGUGUCGACCAGUAUGCUUUAAUCCUUGAACAUGUUCAAUUUGACUUUGCUCCAAUUGGAUUUGCUACAUAACAUGCACUGAAUCGAAGAUAAGAACCUGCAAAAUACAAGGUCGGUUUCAACCUGGUUUAUAUUUCGGCGCCAAACGAAAGAGAGUUAAUUUUCUCUGUUAUCCGGCCGUGUUGCCAAAGUGGCAUAAAGUACACGACCGGAUAACAGAAAAAUAAGCAUGAAAGUGGCAAUUGUAAUUCGCGUUUGCGUAAAAGUAGGCCGUACGGCAAUUGCAGUAUCUUAACAGGAAUUUGAGGUAUAUUUAAACCGAUAACUGCAUUGAAAAGCCCUUGAAAAAUAGCACGUUGCUUUGGCAUAAAAUUACAUUAUUACAUGCCCAGAUAACAGAGAAAAUUAAGCAUGAAAGUUGCAGUUGUAAUUUGCGUUCGCGUAAAAGUAGGCCGUAAGGCAAUUGCCAUAUCUUAACGGGAAUUUGAGGUAUAUUUAAAACGAAAACAGCAUUGAAAAGCCCUAGCAAAAUAGCACCUUACAUUGGCAUAAAAUUACAUUACUACAUGCCCAGAUAACAGAAGAAAUUAAGCAUGAAAGUUGCAGUUGUCAAUUUGCGUUCGCGUAAAAGUAGGCCGUACGGCAAUUGUCAUAUCUUAACGGGAAUUUUAGGUAUAUUUAAACCGAUAACUGCAUUGACAUCAAAGCCUUUGAAAAGCAGCACAUUACGUUGGCAUAAAAUUGGAGUACUAUACCAAAUAACUGACACUGAAUUAAAACUUUAUUAACACUAAAUUGUAAUUUUAGAACUCUUAUCUCGCAGUAAGUAUUUAAGCGAAGAGACAUAUUAUUGGUUUUUAUUUGUUCAAAUUCUAGGACAAUAUUCAAUAUUCUUUAUACAUAUCGAUAUGCCCUCUUUGGAUAAAACGCGGAUAUGGCUUAAAAAAGGCUGAAAAACGUUUUUUGAACCAUAUCCGCGUUUUAUCCUUUUGGAUACCCUUUUGGAUAAAACGCGGAGUAUUGAAAUAUCUCAACUUUAGUAUUGUUUACAGUUUAAUCAGAUUGAGAAAGAAUGCGCCUCGAUUACAUCCGACGAAACAGUUGGACUUUUGUUAAAAUACGACAUUGGCAAGUACGUUAGUAAACCUUAUGUAUUAAUAUUUCUUCGUACGAGUUGUUUUAUCGCGUUCAAAUACUCGCUCGAUUACGCGAUAUUUGCGCAAAUGAAAUUGGACCCGAGUUUAAGCAGAUGUCUAACGUAUUUAAUUAGAAUUUUCAGCGUUACAAAGGUUCGAAAAACCCCGCAUUUCCACGUUUUAAUAUUUUAUCAUUUUUUCGACAAUUUAUUACGAUUAAUAAUAGUCUUAAUUACAUUUCCUAAAAAACGCGGAUUUGAUCCCCCCGUCCAUCCGCUUGUCCCCCCCGUCCGUCCGUCCGUCCGUCCGUCCGCCAUCCGUCCGUCCGUCCGCCAUCCGUCCGUCCGUCCGUCCGUCCGCCAUCCGUCCGUCCGUCCGUCCGUCCGCCAUCCGUCCGUCCGUCCGUAUCCGCGUUUUAUCCUUACCCCAAGAAACGAUUAUGUUUUAAUUGCGCCGCGGGCAAUCAUAAAGCCUCUGAGUGUCCGAGUAAAGCCACUUGUAGGAAGUGCGAAAAGAGACAUCACACGUCUAUUUGUGAUUCUCACGACAACAAGGCCGGUGGUCAAAUUUCUGGCCAAAAUUCAAACGUUGCCAUGACUACAUGCCAGAAAAGCGAAGCGGUGUUUCCAGUAGUUGUUGUAGAAGUCAAUGGAAUUCGAUGUAGAGCGCUGAUUGAUUCGGGAGCUGGGAGCUCCUACGUGUCAGCAAAACUGAUAGACUUACUCAAACUGAAACCAUCACAAUCCCAGAUUAAAAACAUUGACAUGUUAAUGGCCUCUAAGACGUCCAAACUCGAGAUUUACGAUAUGAAAUUUGACUCGCUAGACGGCUCGUUUAGUCUUCCCGUAAGAGCUACAAAGGUAAACAAGAGUGAACUUUUGUUGAUCGACAAUCCCAAAUACCCCAAAUUAAUCAAUCAACACCCCCCCUUAACGGGCGUGACAAUGAACGACGAUGACGUCAAAGAUACCCUGCCUGUCCAUGUCAUUUUGGGGAGCGGGGAGUAUGCGAAGAUUAAAACGCAAACAAGACCGAGAAUAGGAGACGUGAAAGCCCCUAUCGCUGAGUUGACCAAGUUUGGUUGGUUUCUAAUGGGCCCUGGGUACGAGUUCGAAAGCAACGUGAUGUUGAUGACCCAGACCUCCCACGCCGAGUACGAGGAAUUGUGUAGACUGGACGUUUUAGGGCUCGAAGAUACCCCCCAAAAUGACCAGACGGUGGUAUUUAACGAGCUUAAGGAACAGUUGACCCGAUCUCCCGAGGAAUGGUACGAGACCGCGUUACCUUGGAAACCAAACCAUCCCUAUCUUCCAAACAAUGAACGUGGUAGCCUGAAGCGACUCGGAGGUUUGACUAAAAGACUUCAACGCGAAAACUUGAUGGAGAAGUACGACGGCAUUAUACAAGAACAACUCGCUGAGGGGGUCAUCGAAAGAGUUCCACCCCCCGUGGUGACCGGAAGUGACUCCAUUCCACCUCCCGUGGUGACCGGAAGCAACCCUAUUCCACCUCCCGUGGUGACCGGAAGUGACACUAUUCCACCUCCCGUGGUGACCGGAAGUGACCCUAUUCCACCUCCCGUGGUGACCGGAAGCGACUCUGUCCCACCUCCCGUGGUGACCGGAAGUGACCUGGGCCCCCCGUGGUGA
Messenger RNA from Paramuricea clavata, 4999 nucleotides. Lineage: Eukaryota; Metazoa; Cnidaria; Anthozoa; Malacalcyonacea; Plexauridae. The record is from the annotation of a GenBank genome assembly.